Messenger RNA from Gavialis gangeticus (Gharial), 3813 nucleotides. RefSeq names its product dispatched RND transporter family member 2 (gene DISP2). The record is from RefSeq and is a predicted model, not a curated record. The transcript is spliced from 9 exons. Bases 1 to 3813 code for a protein of 1270 amino acids. NCBI's taxonomy places the organism in Eukaryota, Metazoa, Chordata, Crocodylia, Gavialidae.
AUGGAUGGAUCUAAGAUUUUGAGAAGGAGGGUGCAGAUACCGCAGCCGCAGGUGCCGGCCGCCGAGGAGCGGGAGCCGGAGCGGGAGCGGGAGCCGGAGCUGGAGCCGGAGCGGGAGCGGGCGCGGGGCGUGCGCCCCGCCAAGGGCACCUGCACCCCCAGAGAAAAAGUAAACCCAGAACCUUGCCAACCCUGUCUUACUGUGCCAGAAAUCAGAAAGACGGAACCAAGCCACAAUGAAGUGCCCUGGGAAAAAGGUUGUCCAGUCCAUCACUGUCCAAUUGCUGCAUCUCCCAGCUUGGUGAGAGAUCACUUACCUUCUUCCAGCUGCAUGCUUGGACCAAUCUCCACCCAAGCCAAUGGCCAGGUGCCAUCCAGUUCCCAGGAUUCACAUCAGCAUCACUUGUAUUACCAUUGCAACCAGCAAGAGCCUAGAGGCAGCUAUGCUUUGCCCCCACUACCCGGGCAUGGAGAGAGAGCCACCUUGUGUUCUCACCAUUCCAGCGGGGAUCCCUUGCCAGCUCCUCACCAUGAAAACCCUGAAGGUCACUGGAAACAGUGGUCACAUGACCAGCAUCAAUCACGGACAGUACAGCACCACAUUGUAACAGUCAGACAUGACAAAGGCUUCAGGAUGCCAAAAAGUUAUUCCCAAGUGAUUGCUGAGUGGCCUGUAGCUGUCCUGGUGCUCUGUUCAGUGACAGUUGUGAUUUGUACUUUAGCUGGUCUGCUAGUUGGAAAUUUGCCAGAUUUUGCAGAGCCCUUGAUGAAAAGAGUUAUUCCCAGCUGGUAUUUAUGUCCACAACUGCUGGAAGCUUAUGGAACUUGCAAGCUAUUCAGUCCAUGUGUCAAAUUGAACAGGAGAAGAUCCGCUCUCACAUUCAUUUUAAAGAUCUCUGUCAACGUACUGAAGCCAAUGAAUGCUGCCCCAGUUGGUCUCUGGAGACUUUCUCAGUCCUCAGACAAUGGAGUAUCAAGUACCAUCACUCAAAUACAGCCUGUUGUUUUUGCCAACAAGAAAAGUUCUUUGAUGAUAUCCUACUUCUUGUAUAAGGUGGCCUUCCAAUUCACCUACUUCCCUUUUGUUAACUUGACAGCAGUCAUCAUUCUCAGCAGUAUUUGUGCCAAUCACACCUUUGUCUUUUUUGACCUCUGGAGCCUCAACAAAAGCCAAAAUCCUUCUGCUGGCCUCCUGCAGUGGAUGAGACAAACCAUGCACCACUUUGGGUAUCUUAUGCUGACAUCCUGCUUUACAACAGGUGCUGCUUUCUAUGCCAGCUACAUGAGCAAUAUAAUUGCCAUCCGCUGCUUUGCCAUCUACAUGGGUACUUCUGUACUGGUGAAUUUAAUAUUCAUGAUGACUUGGCUUCCUUCCUCCAUUGUGCUAUAUGAACGCUACAUAGCAACAAACUGCAUUUAUAAGCCAGAAGAUUACUGGAACAACAGUGGACACAAGAGAGUCAUUCUCUUUCUUCAUCAUAUAUUCCGUGGCCUUCAAAAUACCUGGUGUGAAACCUCCAAGCUGUUAUUUGAAAAGCUUCUUCCAUGUGGUGUCAUAAAGUUUCGUUAUAUCUGGAUCUGCUGGUUUGCAGCCUUAGCAAUAGGAGGUGCCUAUAUAUCCUGUUUUAACCCUAAGCUAAAACUUCCCACUUUAGAGACACCUUCUGUCCAGGUGUUUAGGCUAAGCCACCCCUUUGAGAGAUAUGAUGCAGAAUACUGUCACCAGUUCAUGUUUGAAAGGUUGGAGCAUGGAGAAGGACAACACAUGCCCAUCACUAUAGUCUGGGGAAUACUGCCUGUGGACAAUGGGGAUCAUUUCAAUCCAAAGAGCAAUGGCACACUGGUGGUAGACACGACAUUUACAAUCCAGAAGCCUGAAGCUCAGAAGUGGCUCCUUGAAUUCUGCCAAAAUGUGAAGAAUCAAACGUUCUAUUAUCCAGACCUUGAGCAAAAGUCCACGGUGUGUUUCAUGGAGGAGUUUCUCAGGUGGAUGGAUAGUCGACAGUGCUCCCAAAGAGACCACAGCUUCAACCUCUGCUGUAACCAUUUCACCUUCCCAUACCGAAGUGAAGUCUUCCUGCACUGCAUAAAAAUUAUGAUCAUGGAACAAGGCAGAGGGGAGGAUGAAACAUAUGACCUCGGCCUCAGGUUUGAUGGAGAGGGAAACCUAGCUGCCAUGGCGCUACAGUUUCAAACUAUUUACCACUACAGCUUCAACUACAGUGAAGCCAAACAAUUCUACAAUGAAAUCGAACUCUGGAUAACAGAGGAAAUGAAGACUGCCCCUGUGGGGCUUCAGAAUGGAUGGUUCACUAGUAAACUCGAGCUAUAUAAUCUCCAAAACAGUCUUAGCACAGAGACAAUGGUGGUUAUGGGGCUGUCCAUAGCCAUCUCAUUUGUAGUGCUGUUGCUCACCACUUGGAAUGUUCUUCUUAGUAUAUUCUCUGUUAUGGCUAUCACAGGCACUGUACUGGUAACUGUUGGGCUUUUGGUCCUGUUGGAAUGGCAGCUCAAUGCAGUGGAGUCUCUCUUCAUUUCAGCAGCAGUGGGCCUCUCCAUUGACUUUACAGUGAACUACUGUAUUUCCUACCACUUGUGCCCUCACUCCGAUCGCCUGAGCCGAGUGGCCUUCUCUCUGAAGCAGAUGAGCUGUGCCACUGCCAUGGCUGCCUCUGCUUUGUUUUCUGCGGGGAUCAUAAUGUUGCCUGCAACAGUGCUGGCAUACAGGAAGCUGGGGAUUUUCAUAAUGAUGAUCAAGUGUAUCAGCUGUGGAUUUGCCAGUUUUUUUUUCCAGUCUCUCUGUUGCUUCUUUGGCCCAGAGAAGAACUGUGGUCAGAUCCUCUGGCCUUGUGCCCAUGCUUUCAAAGACUACUCUGAUGACGCUAGGCUGAAUGGCAGCUUUGCCUGUGGUAGAAGUGAGAAUCCAAACAGAUUACGGAAGGUUCAGGAGUCCAACACUGCAAAUGAGCAGUAUGAGCUCCAGCCCUUGGCCAGAAAACUGAGUGACAGUUUUGACAACAGCACUUCCACAAGUAAGUUGUCCAACCGUCCUUCAGUCCUGUCUGAGGACAUGCAGCUCGAAGAUAGUAGAUGUCCCAAGAUGGGAAUUCAUCCUUCUCUGGAAAGAGAUAGACAAAAUACACAGGAGCCCCUUGAAAACCAACAAGUGGGUCUUUGUCAGUGUCCAGCCUUGCAAACAUCUUCUCCUUACAAGCAUAGCAGCUCAGGAGCAGAAGCAGAAAUUCAUAGAGAGAGACUUUGCAGAGAUUGUAGAUGUCAAAAAUACGGUCCAAAGGCUUGGGAUGCAUCCGUACGGGACCGUCAUCCAGCCAACAUGAAAAAUGAAGGACAGCUAAAUAAACCCCAGUGCUCUGGUGAUGCUGCUCAACAACAGUCAGACUAUACCUCAGAAAACAGUAAUCUGCCUGCAGCUGAAAUUUAUAAACUUCACAGAUGCCUUUGUUCUCCUGGCAGCAAUUUCGACAUGCUCAAUAUCUCCAGUGAGACAUCUAUUAGUGAUUCUGAGCAGAGCAUCAAACUUACUGAAUCAGCCAGUUCUUGCCCUGAUGUCUUAGAGAUAUCUGAUCCCUGUAGUCAAACAGAGAGGGGUCAUCUGAAUGGGAAGAGAGAUACUCUGAGAUUGGACCUGAAAGAGACUGUUUUUGACAUAUCUCCACCAGCAUCGCAGCAAAACAGCUCUUCAUGGAAAAAUCGAUUGGGAUUAGGGAGUGAAGGUCUGGUUGUCCUACCAAAUAGCCAACCAGACAUGCCUGAUGUUUGGAUCAGGCGAUCCAGUGUACAAAAUUCUAGUUAG